UCUGUAAUAACUUACAGAUCUAUGAGUGCAAUAACGGCUCUGUAAAUAAAAUUAGGUGUUGCUUGAACGCUCGGUAAAGUUACAGGCUCUGUAAAUUAUCGGCUACCGGACCUGUAAACUGCAGGGCCGGUAACAAAUGUACAAACUGUUUUUUAUGCAACCCGGCAUUAAUAUUGUUUUACAAAAACAAAUAUUGAUCAAUUGUUAGUAUUUAAAAGCUUAUUUUUAUUAUAAUUUUAUUAUACAAUUAGUGCACUAUUAAAAUUAUCUUUAAAUAGUUACAACAUGAUGUACAAAUCAAUUAUAGUACCUAAUGUGCAGUGUGCUAACUAAAACGUUUUGAUCUAGUUUUUCAAAAACUUGACAGCUUAGUUACAAUGAGAAGUAAGAAAGUGGUAAUAUUAUAUUUGAUUGUUAGUAUUGGGCCCCUCGUUAAUAUGUCAAUUGACCUAAAUAUUCAAAAGUAUAAAAAUAAUGGAAUACGGACAUCCGGCCGAAUCCAAACGGCCGACGGCUAUAUAGGCCGACAGUCAGAUAGCCGAAACUAUUUUAGCCGACAAGGUCAAAAGGCCGACACUACGAAAAGCCGACACUAAAAUAAAUUAAGUAUAAGCUAUACAUUUUCAAUUCGAUAACGUAGUGUUGUCUUUUGUUGUAAUAAUGUUAUCGAUAACUUAUCGAAAUUUAACGAUACCUAAUACCUAUAGCCUGUAUUUUGCCAUUAGUAUAUGUUUUAAUGACCAGUAAACAACAAUGUUGUUACGAACGUUUAUUCGAAGACCUAAUAUCAAUUUGUGAUGAUUUCGGUUUCGAUGUUUCACCAAAAUGUAUUAUAACAGAUUUCGAAAAAGCUGCAAUUAAUGCAGCUAAUAAAGUAUUUCCAGAAUGCCAACAAAAAGGGUGUUUUUUUCAUUUAGGCCAAAAUAUUGGGGUGUAUCGUAUAAUUGAGGAAAUGAGAAAAGAGCAACAACACGUUGUGGGUAAGAUAAGUUCACGAAUAAAAAUAUUCUACUAAUAUUACAAUAAAAUAUAAUUUAUUUAUACAUACAUUUUGAUUCCAGGGCAAAUUCAAAUUAUUUUAUCCGGACAAGCAAGGCCAAAACAAAGUUCAAAGUACGUAAAACGUCAAAACCAAAUUCAAACUAUUCUAAAUGAUAAAGAAAACAGAACAACCCUCGAGACAAUAAGAGGUAUUGCAUACAAUUUGCACUAUUAAUUUUUAUUUAUUAACAUUUAACUAUAUAACAUAAUUAUCAAUUAUAAUUUUAUAAACUAUUAGUAUUUUUUAUUUUUUAUGUAUAAAUAUCAAAUUUUUUAAUUUUUAAAACAUAUUAGGAAUAUAAAAUGUACUCAAUAAUAAUUUUAUUUUUAAGAAUAAGUAUCACCUAUAUAUAUAUAUCUGUGUGUGUGCAUAAUUUACCUAUCUCAACAUAAAAUUACUUAAUCGGCCAUUUAAUAUGUCGGCCUAAUGCGUGUCGGCCUAUAAAUUUGUCGGCCAUUUAGUAUGUCGGCCUAUUGCGUGUCAGCCAAAUGUCUGUCGACCAAAUGUCUGUCGGCCGAUUGUACCACACCCAAAAAUAAUGUAGGUAUAAGGACGAAAGAAUAAAAUAAUAUUGCGUUUACAUGUAAGUACCUGCCUAAGUACUAUUAUAUCAGCCAACUAAAAUAAUUACUCUGGUAAGGUAAGAUAUACUUAUAUAAUAUUAUAUAUGUGUACCUAUAUAGUAUAUACUGUAUAUUAUAUUAACACUCAAAUAUUGUAACCUAUAUAUAUAUAAUUACAUGACAGGUCGACACGUCGUUAAUUGAACGGAUAUAUUAUUUUGUUUGCGGUUGGAAUACAUUGUCUGGUCGACGUUCUCGCCGAUUGAUUGAUUGAUUGUCUCUAUACUGCACAACUAUUCAUCGUAUUUAUAACUCAUAUACAAACCAUCGCUUGUCGACUUGUCGUUGCUCUCAGAACCUAGUAAAAUCAACUGUUGCGUCGAGUGAUCACAUAACGCACCUCGCCGUCAUCAAUCGGCAUAACACCUGGCACAUUAGUUCAAAACCGAAACGAACGGGAAUUAAUAUUCUUACUUAUACUUUUAAAAACGAGUCCGUACUCUGUAUAUUAAUAGUUCGGAUUUUCGGAAACUGCACAUUAGAACGGAACGGAAUCGAAUUAAUAUCGGACAAGAAAGAUUUAACGGAUUUCGGAGUGUUCGUACGUGCUUAUAUUUUUAAAGAAUUCGGUUUUAAUCAAGUCGAACUUUCUGCUGUGAAUCACUGCGUUAUACUUACCCAAAAAUAAUUCUUAUUGCAGGUAUUUAAUUAUCAUGAAAAUAUAAAGUAACAAAUUUAUGUUUUAAUUUAAAGUUAAAAUUCUUAAAACGUUACAACACAACAACUAUUACAAUUUACAAUGGUCUAAAAUAGUGGUACCUACCACCUACGACUGUACGUACAACACAAUAUAACAACUUGUUAUUAACAAGUAACAACCGCAACUACAAACCAACACUUAAUCCUAACCUAUAUAUAUAUAUAUAUAUACGCGAACUCGGUGGAACUCUCAGGUGUGCGCAACUUAAACGUGUGCCCCCCACACUUAUAUGGCGACGACGUCCACGGUACGGGGCGGCGUGUUGAUGUGGCCGACGGCGUGUUUCUGGGGCGUAUGUGGCGUGUUUACCUUGGACAUGGCGUACAACCGGUUCGACCGAUGGUUCUCGGCGUCGGUGCUGGCGUCGGGCGUGCUGAACAUCGCCAUCACGCCGUGGAGCGUAUGCGUGCUGGACGGCUGGUGCGACGACCACCUGUCUACCACGUACCGGCGCCUGUACACCCGGUUGGUGGCGUUUACGUGCCUGCUGUCCCGGGCGACCGUCGUGUACAAGGUGCGCAGACAUCUGGCCGGUUUCAGGGGCCGGGAGGAGGCGUACGAACGGAGCUGGCCCACAUCCGGGGCGCACCGGCGCCGGUACCGGGCGUACGCGUCGUCCGUGGUCGCGGCGUACCUGGCCCUCGUCGUGCCCGUCAACCUCACGCGACUGUACCUGCUGUACCGGUACGAGGAGUACGGCGACUCAAUGCUGCUGCUGUUCUUCUUCAACAUGUACCUGCAGAACUGGAGCAUGUGCUGCUUGGAGACGCACUUCGCGCUCCUGUGCUUCGGCGUCUACCUAAAGUUCCGGGCCAUCAACGACGAGCUGUCGGCUGUCCGGUCGGACGUCAUGGUCAGCAAUAGGUAUCCGGUGGCGCUCCGGUCGUCGUCGCCGGCGUUAGUGGCCGCGACCACGUCCGUGUUGCAAGACCCGCGUGGCCGACCGAUGGAGACAGCCGUCGAGGAGCUCAGGCUCAGGCACGGGCUGACGCGUGAGUCGGUCGAACAGCUCAACAACAUGUUUGGUGGCCAACUGGCCCUGUCGCUCAUCACCCUGUGCAUCAUGAUACUGUUCGACAUCUACAACGAGGCAUUUCACGUGGGCGGCGGGAUUUCAAGAUCGAAAUUCAUCUUCGGCUGGAUUUUCCAAUACCUGUUUCGGUUCUUCGUGAUCGUCAUCACGGCACACAGCACCACCCAAGAGGGCUACAAAACUAAAGUGCUUGUAACAGAAAUAAAUAAUCGGCAUUUAAAUAACAAUACAAAAUAUGAGUUGCAAUUGUUUCUGAAACAAAUGAAUCACCAAUCCAUUGAUAUAACUGCGUGUGACUGUUUCACCUUAAACGGUCAUCUCGUCGCUUCGGCCAUUGCUGUCGGCACCACGUAUCUCUUCGUUUUAAUACAAUUUCACUCAGAAAUUACUCAAUUUACGGAUAACAAAAAAUCAUGAAUAUUUUUAGAACACAACAAAAAUUAUUAAUAUAAAAUUAUUAUAGA
Messenger RNA from Metopolophium dirhodum (rose-grain aphid), 3862 nucleotides. RefSeq lists its product as uncharacterized. NCBI's taxonomy places the organism in Eukaryota, Metazoa, Arthropoda, Insecta, Hemiptera, Aphididae. Gene Ontology annotation, cellular component: axon; neuronal cell body; membrane. The transcript has 4 exons. The coding region runs from base 2595 to 3815 and encodes 406 amino acids. Gene Ontology annotation, biological process: sensory perception of taste. The record is from RefSeq and is a predicted model, not a curated record.